Messenger RNA from Mizuhopecten yessoensis (Yesso scallop), 2123 nucleotides. Its product is annotated as beta-1,3-galactosyltransferase brn-like. Gene Ontology annotation, cellular component: membrane. Lineage: Eukaryota; Metazoa; Mollusca; Bivalvia; Pectinida; Pectinidae. Gene Ontology annotation, molecular function: hexosyltransferase activity; UDP-glycosyltransferase activity. The transcript is spliced from 2 exons. The coding region runs from base 775 to 1929 and encodes 384 amino acids. The record is from RefSeq and is a predicted model, not a curated record.
AGCAGACUGUUUUGACUGACUAUAAUACAAACGCUCAUAUAAGAUCUGUACAGUUCCUGGUGACGGGCUCGUAUAGAACGUGAAACUAAAAUUGAAGCUGUUUCCGGUUAGAACAUCAACUGAGGACAGCGUCACUUCCAGUCGUGACAGACUGCAAAAAUUAGCGAUGAUAUACUUUUCAGAGCAGUACAAUGGUGACCGGAUGAGGGCCUAUGUUUCCCUCUUUCAUGAAGAGUUAUCCCCUUUACUUCCGGAAUUCGGAAAACAGUCUUUCGGAUUCAUGAUCAAAUCCACUGUGAUAUGUUCCCACUAACCAAUUAACUGCAGAAUAAUGGACGUGACUUGUCAUAGAAUUUUGCCCAAAGGAGAAAUAUUCAAAAGGACAUUGGAUUUUGAAGUGCUCCCCUCGCGAAUGACCAUGAGCAUUUUUAUGUGAAAUGGUUUGUAACGGAACUCUUUUGUACCUAGAAUGGCUCGUUAGCUGUCACUUUAAUAUUCAUCGACACUCAUUUAAUGUCUUUAAAAUCACAGCACUACAAAAAGAAAAAAAGAAAGAAAAGUAGAACAAGGGAUUUAACAUAUUUCCUUCAUUUAAUAAACGCAAAUGUAAUCCAUGCAAUACACAUAAUUUACAAGGAAAGGCUGGAGAUUUGAUUGACCGCUUCAUUGAACUACACUGGAUUUUGAUGUCGAAACAAUUUGUGGAAACAAUACGAUGUAAUGUAUAUUAACGGGUAUACGUCGACACAGAAUAAUUGCUUGUCCCUUUGAAAUAUGAGUUUAAGAUUUGGAAGAUACAUUUGUUGCGCUUAUCGGAGAUUAGGUAUUGUGGGGAUAUAUUUUACAUGUGUAUAUUUUCUGAUCGUUUACUUAUUGCUGAUCUCGAUCGAUAACACGCUUCACAUUGACGUGGAAACUACACGUAAUAUCCCCAUUCAAACAACCGCUCUAGCGACCUCGACUCCGAUGCCGGUAACGACAAUAUUUCCUUCAAAAACGUAUUAUAUGGAAAUUGGAGACUAUCCUUUGGCCUUUGAUAUAAAAUCGUUUGUUGAAGACACAAUUCAGGAACACGAUUUAACAAAUUAUUCCGAUAUUGCACCUAUAAAUCCGAGACAAUUUACCUAUGUGUACAGAGCAAGAAAAUGCAGGUUUGACCCAAAAGUGAAACACAAAUUACUAAUUCUUGUGAAAUCCGCCGCGGGAAAUCGCGACUGGAGAAGGAAAAUAAGGAAAACAUGGGGAGCGGAAUACAGCGACGGAAAAACGAUAAAGAUUGUGUUUCUGUUAGCAGCUACAGAAGAGGAAACGCAGGUGUUUGUUGAUUACGAGGCAAGAAAAUUCCGGGAUAUAGUUCAGGAGAAUUUCUUGGAUUCCUACAGAAAUAACACGUAUAAGACUAUUAUGGGAUAUAAUUGGGCGAUGGAGUUUUGUCCUACUGCGAGUUAUGUGCUCUUUAUAGACGAUGACAUUCGGGUUAAUGUCGAUAAGCUUACGACACAUAUCGACGAUAUAUCGCGACAGCCUCAACAGAUUAUCGAUAAUCUUUAUAUCGGUUUGUUAAUACCGUGCGGAGAACCGUAUCGCGAUAAUAUUUCAAAGUGGUACAUAUCUUAUGACGAAUAUCCACACGAAUUCUGGCCGCCAUAUUUAGCAGGUGGCGCCUUUCUAAUGUCGCAUAUGUCCGCUCUAAAAUUCCAGCUGGCCAUCCCCUACGUCACACUGGUCAGUAUAGACGACUCUUAUCUAGGAAUUGUAGCUAAGAAAUUAGGAAUUAGACCAAUUGAUAGUCUGAUGUAUCACUCAAGCGGAGUGUAUGCUAGCCUGUCAAUAUUUCAGCAUCAGGGUAAAUCUAGUUAUAAACGUAUUGAUCGAGACGGGGACACGCCCUUCACUUCACACACGAAAUUAUGUUUUAUUGGGACGUGACCAGGAACCCCGAUAUUGAUUUCUGUAGAGUUACACCUGGAUGUACCAGUCAGAACGUCCAGUACAGUAAAUAUAUCUAAACAUGUUUUCCAGCUAUCAGUAUCCGUCGCGGGUUCAAGACCUGACGUUGGGCUGUCGCCAGUAACUGGCCGUAGGUCGGUGGGUUUUCUCCGGGAAUUCCGGCUUUCCUCCAC